GCGACCAAUGGCCUGGCAGAGUUCGUUUUAGGAAGUGCUUGAGCGGCAGUGGCCAGAGGAGGGAAUCUCUGCCGGAAACUCUGUUGGGAGAGACUGCGGCGGGUGGCACUGGUGUCCCGCCAUGGACUGUGCUGUCGCUCCCGUCUGGCCGUCCACGGAGGAUUGGGCCUGGGCUGGCCUCGGCUGCGGCUGCAAGGGGCGUGAAGGCCCCGCCCCCGUUCUCCUAUCAAGGACAUGGGCGGUAGCCUCCUGGGGCCGAGCACACAGGGGAGGUCACGCAGGGUGGCCCCCGAUGGGCGGACAGCUGAGCGCUUCCGGCAGCUUCCAGAGCCUGCCAUGCACCACAAAUGCAGACUGGAUGUCGGCGCUGUGCCCCCUGCUCUGGGAUGUGCCCCUGCACCACCUGUCCAUCCCAGGGAGCCACGACACCAUGACCUACUGCCUGAACAAGAACUCGCCCAUUUCCCAGACCCAGUCCCGGCUCCUGCAGCUUCUGGACAAGGUGCUGCCGUGUGUCACCCGCCCCCUGGUGCUUAAGUGGUCCACCACCCAGGUGCUGAACGUCACGGAGCAGCUGGACGCGGGGGUGCGGUACCUGGACCUGCGGAUCGCGCACAUGCUCGUUGGCUCUGAGAAGAACCUACACUUUGUGCACAUGGUGUACACGACCGUGCUGGUGGAGGACACGCUCACAGAGAUCUCAGAGUGGCUGGAGAGCCACCCCCGGGAGGUCGUCAUCCUGGCGUGCAGGAACUUCGAGGGCAUGACGGAGGACCUGCAUGAGUACCUGGUGGCCUGCAUCAAGAACAUCUUUGGAGACAUGCUGUGUCCCCGAGGGGAGGUGCCUACCCUGAGGCAGCUGUGGGCGCGCGGCCAGCAGGUCAUCGUGUCCUACGAGGAGGCGAGCGUCGUGAGCCGCCACGCGGAGCUGUGGCCCGGGAUCCCGUACUGGUGGGGCGACCAGGUGAAGGCUCAGGAGCUCAUCCGCUACCUCGAGCGCAUGAAGAGCUGCGGCCGCCCAGGCGGGCUGUUCGUGGCGGGCAUCAACCUGACGGAGAACCUGGCGUAUGUGCUCGGCCACCCGUCCGAGUCCCUGCGGAAGAUGACGCUGCCCAGCCUGCCGUGCCUGCGCGCGUGGGUGCGGGAGCAGUGCCCCGGGCCGGGUGCGCGCUGCACCAACGUCAUCGCGGGAGACUUCAUCGGGGCGGACUCGUUCGUGGGCGACGUCGUCGGGCUCAACGCGAAGCUGCUGCACCGCUGCGGCGUCCGUCCCCCGCCCGGCCUGGGGCGCGCGCCUCACGCCGGGCCUCGGGAGAGCGGCAGCCGGCGGCGCCCCGUGGUCGCGGGACUGUCGGGCGGGGUCCCACGGAGGAGACCGUGGAGCGGGGAGAGCAGCGCCCGCUCUGGGGCCGCGGGGCCUGUCCUGCCGGCCGCCCUGGGCUCCCUGGGGCCUCGCUCGGGCUCCCCUAAGGAAGCGGCGCCAUCAGGGCCUGUCCUGCCGGCCGCCCUGGGCUCCCCUGAGGAAGAGGCGCCGUCCGGGCCUGUCCUGCCGGCCGCCCUGGGCUCCCUGGGGCCUCGCUCGGGCUCCCCUGAGGUAGCGGGGCCGUCGCGGGCCGCCUGA
Messenger RNA from Canis lupus familiaris (dog), 1621 nucleotides. It is a transcript of the gene PLCXD1, whose product is annotated as phosphatidylinositol specific phospholipase C X domain containing 1. The transcript has 9 exons. NCBI's taxonomy places the organism in Eukaryota, Metazoa, Chordata, Mammalia, Carnivora, Canidae. Gene Ontology annotation, biological process: lipid metabolic process. The coding region runs from base 122 to 1621 and encodes 499 amino acids. Gene Ontology annotation, molecular function: phosphoric diester hydrolase activity. The record is from RefSeq and is a predicted model, not a curated record.